Messenger RNA from Capsaspora owczarzaki ATCC 30864, 768 nucleotides. RefSeq lists its product as hypothetical. Gene Ontology annotation, biological process: nucleocytoplasmic transport; activation of GTPase activity. Gene Ontology annotation, cellular component: cytosol; perinuclear region of cytoplasm; nucleus. The coding region runs from base 1 to 768 and encodes 255 amino acids. Lineage: Eukaryota; Filasterea; Ministeriida; Capsasporidae. The transcript is spliced from 9 exons. The record is from RefSeq and is a predicted model, not a curated record. Gene Ontology annotation, molecular function: small GTPase binding; GTPase activator activity.
AUGGAGGACAGCCUGCCAGAGGAAGAGAUUGGUGAUGCUGGCGCGAGGGCGAUUGCUGAGGCACUCAAAGUGAACGCGACUGUGACCACGCUUGCUCUGGGGAAGAAUCAGAUUGGCGAUGCAGGCGCGCGAACGAUUGCUGAGACACUCAAAGUGAACACGACGCUGACUCAGCUCUUCUUACAGAGGAACCAGAUACGGGAAGGUGGAAUGAACGCGAUUGCUGAAGCACUCAAGGUGAACGCGUCGGUGACUGCGCUCGGUCUUGGUGAUAAUCAGAUUGGCGACGCAGGCGCGCGGGCAAUUGCCGAGACACUCAGAGCGAACACGACGCUGACUUGGCUCAAUCUGUGCCAAAAUCAGAUUGGCGACGCGGCAGCGCAGGCAAUUGCUGAAGCACUCAAAGUAAACACGACGCUGACCAAGCUGUAUCUGUUGGACAUUCAGAUUGGUGAAGCUGGAGCAAAGGCGAUCGCUGAAGCGCUCAAGGUGAACGCGACUGUGACCACGCUUGAUCUAGACAAAAAUCAGAUUGGCGAUGCUGGAGCGCAGGCGAUUGCUGAAGCACUCAAAGUGAACACGACAGUCACUCGGCUCUAUUUGUGGCUGAAUCUGAUUGGCGACGCUGGAGCGCAGGCUAUUGCUGAAGCACUCAAAGUGAACACGACGCUGACUGUGCUCAAUCUGAGCAAAAAGAUUGGCGAUAUUGGAGCGCAAGCUAUUGCUGAAGCACUCAAAGUGAACACGACUCUGACUUGGCUCAAGUAA